ACUUUGGAGCGCGUCGCGCGCGGUUGUUGAAUUAUUGUUAACUCUGAAGUUUCGAUUCGUAUUUUGGCCGUUAAGCGUUACCAGCUUUUACUGGAUCACCAUCAGUUGUUAUUUUGUGCUUAAAGUGGAACAAUUGUGAUUGCAAUUAACCAGAACUUGCAAAAGUAUAAUUCAAAAUAUGUCGAGACUCUGGAAUGCUCUCACACGCCGUAAGACGGACGAUGUCCAUGAGGCGGAAUCGAAGCUGGCACGUGUGCUCAAUCUCUUCGAUCUGACGGCCUUGGGAGUGGGCAGCACAUUGGGUCUAGGUGUCUAUGUAUUGGCCGGUCAGGUGGCCUACAAUAUAGCCGGUCCGGCUGUAACCAUCUCCUUUCUGAUUGCCGCCAUUGCCUCAGCCUUUGCAGGCAUUUGUUAUGCGGAAUUUGCGGCACGUGUGCCUAAAGCGGGAAGUGCAUAUGUGUACAGUUAUGUGACCAUUGGCGAGUUUGUGGCAUUUACCAUUGGCUGGAAUCUGAUUCUGGAAUAUGUGAUUGGAACGGCGUCGGUGGCACGUGGUUUAAGCGGUUACUUUGACUCGCUAAUUGAUAAUAACAUGUCGAAGGCGUUAAAUGAGACGAUGCCCAUUAAAGUGAGCUUCCUUGGCGAUUAUCCGGAUUUUCUCUCCUUUGGCAUGAUUCUGCUGCUGGCUGGAUUGUUGGCUUUUGGCGCCAAGGAAUCCAGUUUCUUGAACAACAUCUUCACCAGCGUGAAUCUGGUGACGAUUGGCAUUGUUCUCGUAGCUGGCGGCAUGAAUGCCGAUGUGGAGAACUGGCGUUUGACUGACGUUCCCGAGGGAGCUGGCAUAGGUGGCUUUAUGCCCUUUGGCAUUGCUGGAGUGAUGGCUGGCGCUGCCAAAUGUUUCUUUGGCUUUGUGGGCUUCGAUUGCAUUGCCACAACGGGAGAGGAGGCCAUUAAUCCGAAGAGGAAUAUUCCAUUGGCCAUUGUCGUGUCGCUGAUCAUUAUUUUCUUGGCCUACUUUGGUGUUUCCACGGUGUUGACCAUGAUGUUGCCGUAUUACCUACAGGAUCCGGAUGCACCCUUCCCAAAAGCGUUCGAUGCCGUCGAAUGGUAUACGAUCAAAUGGAUUGUGACAAUUGGAGCUGUGUUUGCACUGUGCACAAGUCUGUUGGGUGCAAUGUUCCCAUUGCCACGUAUCCUUUAUGCCAUGGGCAAUGAUGGCAUUCUCUUCAAGCGUCUGGCCAAAGUGCAUCCAUAUACGAAAACGCCACUGAUUGCCACGAUUGUUUCGGGCAUCUUUGCUGCGAUAAUGGCCAUGUUAUUUAAUCUGGAUCAAUUGGUCGACAUGAUGUCAAUCGGUACGUUGUUGGCCUAUACGAUUGUGGCCAUUUGUGUGCUCGUGUUGCGUUACCAGGAUGAGAAGAUGACCAAAAUGGUCUCAGUGCGUGCUCCAAAUGUAUUCCGUCAGCUGUUCUGCAAUUCGUACAGUGAGCCCAAUACGAUGACCUCGGCCAUUACCAAAAUUGGCAUUGUGGUCUUUGCCGUCUUCGCUCUCAUAUGGUGUGUCUUCAUGAAGGUCUUUGAAUUGGAGACAACUGGUGCCAUUGUCGCUUUGAGUCUUGUUGGAUUGCUGCUCGUCGUCAUCUGUAUUGUGAUUGGCAUGCAACCAGUGUCAACCAUCGAAUUGACCUUUAAGGUGCCUCUGGUGCCCUUUGUGCCCUGCCUGAGUGUCUUUGUCAACUUGUACCUGAUGUUCCAGCUGGACUUGUUCACCUGGAUACGUUUCCUCAUCUGGAUUGCCAUCGGUUAUUGCAUAUACUUCACAUAUGGCAUACGCAACUCCGCACAAAUCCAAAGGAAUCGCAAUCAUGCCGAGGUCGCUGCAAAUGCCAUGCAAAAUUCGGAUUAUCCGCAACAGCAUGAGAAUCGCGCCUUUGAGCCAGAUUGGAAAGUGGAGAAUGGAAAUGGCGUUAAAGCACUGCCCACGACCACGCCCACCUACGAGUACUCCGAGAAACUUUAGAGUUUAGAAGGGGACUCGAAAAAAAUAGAGAAAAAAGUAUUAUAAGUUGCUUUGUUAAGUUAAGCUCAGCUCAUAAACGAAAGAGAAAUGAGACUCUGUUCCCGUUUACACAAUCGCUUAAAUUCGAUGAAUGAUUUAUGAUUAAAUCAGCUGUAGUUCCUUAUCGUCUGUGAGCUGAGCUUAAGUUAUACUAUCCAUCCCAUACUUAUCUUGCUAGUUACUUCAUCUAUUACUUGUAUUUUAUUCGCUGACAUUUUUUAAUUUGAGUAUAGCUCUUUGUGAGAGAGAUGAAUAGAUUGCGCAUAAAAAUUAAAUGAUAUCCUAGAUGAUGAUCUAUGGAUUCGUUAUUUUUAUGUGCCAGAAAUUUAGACACACACGCUCAAUGCAAACUUUCACCUAUAAAUAUUAUUAUUAUAUUAUAUUAAUGUCUUUCUGUCCUUUUAUUGUUUCAACUUUUGUGCUGCCUUCUAAUUUCUGUACAUAAUGUCCCCAAAUUUGUUGUGAUAUUUGUAAAUAUAUGUAUGUAUAUAGGUCUUUAAUUAUCACAUAUAUUUUUUUGAUAUAUAUGUACAUAUCAUUGUCACAAUUCUUGUUGUCGUUAUGUGAAUGCAAUUUGUAUCAUAAUAAUAAUAUUUUAGUAAAGUCAAUUGUACAAUCCUAGGCUAGUUCAGUAUUUAAGUCAUUUAGCUCUUAAGUUCACAAAAAGAAUUCCAAAAAUACAAAAACGAAUUUGCCCCAUUCCAAAUAAUAAUUUGUGAAAAUAAACUAAACAUUGUACAUUAAA
Drosophila innubila is the source of this 2804-nucleotide messenger RNA. RefSeq names its product cationic amino acid transporter 3 (gene slif). Bases 179 to 2020 code for a protein of 613 amino acids. Lineage: Eukaryota; Metazoa; Arthropoda; Insecta; Diptera; Drosophilidae. The transcript has 3 exons. The record is from RefSeq and is a predicted model, not a curated record. Gene Ontology annotation, molecular function: amino acid transmembrane transporter activity. Gene Ontology annotation, biological process: amino acid transport; transmembrane transport. Gene Ontology annotation, cellular component: plasma membrane.